AUCGGCCCACAAACCAAAGAUUCUCUCUUUUCUCUUUCUCUCUCCUCUCAUAAAACCCAAAACAAUCCCCCGUCUUCUUCCUCGCCCCUCUUUUUUCCCCUCCAAAAAACCACCAAAUUCUCUCUCCUCCUUCAACAAUGGCGAUCCUCGAAAACCUAACCAGAGAACAAUACGUUUACAUGGCAAAACUCGCCGAACAAGCUGAACGUUACGAAGAAAUGGCGAAAUACAUGGACAAACUCGUCGUCACAACUCACUCUUCUGGCGCUGAACUCACUGUCGAAGAGCGCAACCUUCUCUCUGUCGCAUACAAGAAUGUUAUCGGUUCACUUCGCGCUGCUUGGCGUAUCGUCUCUUCGAUUGAGCAGAAAGAAGAAGGUCGUAAGAAUGACGACCAUGUCGUACUUGUUAGAGAUUACCGUGGAAAAGUUGAAUCUGAACUUUCUGAUAUUUGCGCUUGUAUUUUGAAGCUUCUUGAUGAAAAUCUUAUUACUACUGCUACUGCUAGUGAAUCUAAGGUGUUUUAUUUGAAAAUGAAAGGAGAUUAUCAUCGUUAUAUGGCUGAGUUUAAGUCUGGUGAUGAAAGGAAAUCUGCUGCUGAGGAUACUAUGGAGUCUUACAAGUCCGCUCAGGAUAUUGCCCUUGUAGAUUUGCCGCCGACACAUCCCAUUAGAUUGGGUCUUGCUCUCAACUUCUCAGUGUUCUACUAUGAGAUACUCAAUGCAGCUGACAAAGCUUGUAGCAUGGCCAAACAGGCAUUUGAGGAAGCCAUAGCGGAGCUGGAUACAUUAGGUGAAGAAUCUUACAAGGACAGCACUCUGAUCAUGCAACUUCUUAGGGACAACCUCACUCUCUGGACAUCAGACCAGGAUCAGUUAGACGAAUCAUAGAAGGAUGUAAAGUGCUGGUGAAUGUGGUCGAUAGGUUGUGCGUUAAUUGUUUGGUUUCUUGUUUGGAGAUACUGCCAGUCAACAUGUAACAUGGUAUUCGAGUAUUGCUCAUGAAACUAUGUUUCAUUUGGACCCUUAUAAUGAAGUUUCUGCUUUUAUCUGGUUUUA
Messenger RNA from Beta vulgaris subsp. vulgaris (sugar beet), 1058 nucleotides. Its product is annotated as 14-3-3 protein 1. Bases 138 to 890 code for a protein of 250 amino acids. Lineage: Eukaryota; Viridiplantae; Streptophyta; Magnoliopsida; Caryophyllales; Amaranthaceae. The transcript is spliced from 4 exons. Gene Ontology annotation, biological process: signal transduction. Gene Ontology annotation, cellular component: cytoplasm. The record is from RefSeq and is a predicted model, not a curated record.